This is a messenger RNA of Helobdella robusta, 489 nucleotides long. RefSeq lists its product as hypothetical. Bases 1 to 489 code for a protein of 162 amino acids. Lineage: Eukaryota; Metazoa; Annelida; Clitellata; Rhynchobdellida; Glossiphoniidae. The transcript has 3 exons. The record is from RefSeq and is a predicted model, not a curated record.
AUGCUGGCCGUGGUUCUAGGUGCUAUUGCAAACAUUCGUGAGCGAUCGAUGGAAAUGCUAGAAAAUCCUCAUCAAAUUCUGUCCGAAACAGUUGCCGAUUUGCAUACUAAUGUUGCAGCUAUUUUACCCCGUAAGGAUUCCCUAAAAAGACAAAUCCGCCGUUUUAGGCAAGAUGAUAUAAUUGUUAAUGGCAACGCAGGAUCACGAAGGUCUCUAGGCAAACCCAUUGCGAAAAUAUUCUUUCGACCAAAAGCCAAGUUUGUGUCAGGUGCAAACAGUAAACCUGAAUUGUCAGAGCGCGAUCGCAUGUGGAAACGCCUGGAUCUACGUCUGCUAGGCACACAUUGCAUGCGAUUGGCGUGGACCUCUAACCAUUGGAAUCCAGUCACUGCAGCAGCAGGAACGGAUUCCUACCCACUACAACAUCUUGCCGCUCAGCAAUACUCCAAAAAAAACCAACGAGUACUCCGAGCAGUUAUAAUUAUGUAA